AUUCCUUCCACCGCAAAUCAACCGCCCCGUCCGCGUCCCCGACCCGAUUAACCCUACCUUCCGCUCGAUUCCACUCCCCUUCCCUCCUCUUCUCCCCCCGCUCGUCGGGUCCGGAGCAAGCAGCGCCACCGACGCACAUCAUAGCAAUGGCGGCCGCGCUGAGGAGGGCCGUCGCGCAGCGCUUCGCGUCGGCGGCGGCGCCGCAGCAGGCCUACGGGAUGCCCCGCCGCUUCAUGCAGGAGCGCCCCGCCUUCCGCCCCGCCGUGCCCCCGGACGUCGGCUUCAUGCCCCUGGCCGACCGGAUCCGCGACCACCUAGGCGUCUCCUUCCCGCGCAUCAACCUCGACGGCCUCGUCCCCCCCGCCCCUGCCCGGCCCCAGCACCAGACGAGGGAGGCCGCCGCGGUGGUGGGCAGCCUCACGGUGGAGGAGGCGCGGAAGGUGCUGCGCGCCACGCAGAUGGAGGCGGCGCGCGCGCGGGUGCGGGCGUCCCGCGAGGGCACCGUGCCCUACGCCGAGUUCCUGCGCCUCUGCUGCGACGCCGCGGGCGCCGACGACGGGCCCUCCGUCGCGCGCGCGCUCGACGAGUCCGGAUCCGUCAUCGUGCUCGGCAGGACCGUCUUCCUCAGGCCCGAAAUGGUUGUGAAAGCAAUUGAGAAGGCAAUACCCAUACCGCGAGGGCUAUCUGUUGCUGAGAAUCACCCUGCAAGGGAGGAGCUGAAGGCCAUGGAGGCCCAGAAGGUAGACAUCGACCGCAUGGCGACGCUCCAGGUGCGGCGGGAGCUGUGGGGAGGGCUGGCUGCCCUGGCCCUCCAAACGGCCGGCUUCAUGAGGCUCACAUUCUGGGAGCUCUCCUGGGACGUCAUGGAGCCCAUCUGCUUCUUCGUGACGUCGACGUACUUCAUGGCCGGCUACGCCUUCUUCCUCCGGACCAAGAGGGAGCCGUCGUUCGAGGGCUUCUUCCAGAGCCGUUUUGUGGUGAAGCAGAAGCGUCUGAUGAAAGCCCGGGAUUUUGACGUCCGCCGGUACAGCGAGCUCCGGCUAGCCUGUGGCCUCCCGGCGCUACACCCUCAGAGCCCCUGCGCGUCCUCGCAGGAGAGCCACCACCAUUGCCAUUCUCACUGCCAUUGUCAUUGAUGUGUUGCUUGGAAUUUUUUGUGCCCAUUUGAUGUGGCUGCUGCUGCUGCUUCAUGUACCGUUGUGGAAUGUGGAUGCGAAGCAUACUCAUUGACGAGAUCAGAUUCGGAUUUUAAACUCGAAA
Molecule: messenger RNA, 1260 nt
Organism: Aegilops tauschii subsp. strangulata
Lineage: Eukaryota; Viridiplantae; Streptophyta; Magnoliopsida; Poales; Poaceae
Product: calcium uniporter protein 2, mitochondrial
Biological process (GO): calcium import into the mitochondrion; mitochondrial calcium ion homeostasis
Cellular component (GO): uniplex complex
Molecular function (GO): uniporter activity; calcium channel activity
Source: RefSeq, a predicted model, not a curated record